This is a messenger RNA of Teleopsis dalmanni, 855 nucleotides long. RefSeq lists its product as uncharacterized. The coding region runs from base 90 to 797 and encodes 235 amino acids. NCBI's taxonomy places the organism in Eukaryota, Metazoa, Arthropoda, Insecta, Diptera, Diopsidae. Gene Ontology annotation, cellular component: transcription regulator complex; nucleus. The transcript has 2 exons. Gene Ontology annotation, biological process: regulation of transcription by RNA polymerase II. The record is from RefSeq and is a predicted model, not a curated record.
UAGACAAAGGGGUCGAGAAAGAGAAAACUGAAGAUUUUUGAAGCAACUGGAGAAGUGUUAAUCUCGCUUAUGAAAGAAAGUAAAAAAUAAUGGAACACAUAGAUAUAACAUUAUUAAUAAAAAAAAUAAAAGCCAAACCCGUACUCUGGGAUAAAUUUACGGAGACUUACAUGGACAGGAUUGCUACGAGAGAUGCCUGGCGUGAGGUAUGUGAAGCGCUUCACACAAACUUUAAAAGUCUUAGUAUAAAUGAACAAGCUACAUUUCGUGUAGAAGUAUUCAAGAGGUGGAAAAAUCUUCGAGACUGUUAUUUAAAGCAUAAGAAUAAAAGAAUUCAAGCGACAAAAAGAAACGGAUCUGCACCAAUAAGAAUGAGAAAAUAUAUAUAUGCUGAUCAGUUGUCAUUCCUGAACAAAAUUUAUGAAAAACGUAAAACGGUUGAUUGCAUGGAUGAGAAGGAAGAAGAUUCAAGUGAAUCGUCAUCAAGUGCUAAAACACCUACAAAGCAUAAAAAAAUGAAUGAAGUUAGUACGCAAAUUAUAAAAACUGUAGAGGAAGAGAAACUUUGUUACAAAGCGACUUUCUUGAAAAGCCUUAUGCUUCAUCUAGAAAAAUUUAAUAAUGCGGAAUUUCUGCAGUUUCAAAGGGGAGCCUUAAAUCUUAUACAAAACAUCAAUGAUAUAAAGGAAAACUCAUCUAAUAGUCUUCAUGUAACAUCAACACGUUUUCAAUUAAAUCAACCUCUUUUGGACCCGUUAAUUACUCCUGAUCAAAUUGAAUCACCAUCAAUGAAAUAGUUAGCUGUUUUAUGAUAUUCCAACCAGUUCAAUAUUACAAAGGAUAAGGAAAGCAUCU